AUGGCUGCUACUACUGUCACGACGGAUGUGACGAAUCUUACACCGGAAGACAUUGCCUUUACCAACGCUCCAACUCUUAUGUCACAGUCUGGCACAAUCUUUGCAUUUUCUGCCGCAAUUGUACUCUUACGUAUGUACGUGCGACUCGCAAUGCUCAAGGCGUUUGGGAAGGAUGACUGGUUCAUGCUGAUUGCCAUGAUCAUGUCGACCACGACCUUUGUGGCAUACGCCCUACAAGUUAACUUUGGUCUUGGAAAACACAUAGCUGUCAUUCAGAUGGACAAAGCCUCACACCGAAGCUUUUUGAGACUUCGUCAAGUGCAUCAAAUUACUGUUGGAAUCGGUCUGACCAUGGUCAAAAUAUCUAUCUGCUUCUUUCUGUUACGUCUGGUAACGAGGAAGGCAUACACUUGGUUUUUACGUGGUUUGAUUGUUUUCCUGGUCCUCUUCGUCGUCGCAUGUACUGGAACCUUGGUAUGUCGCAAACCCCAACAUGCAAUUUGCAUCCAGAUAUUUCAAUGUGUACCAGUCAAGGCUGCCUGGGACACAAGACUCCGUCCACCACCCCUAGGGACCGGAACUGCACAAUGCUUUACCCCACAGACCUUCACCCAGAUCGGCUUGUUCAACACGGUCAUCAACAUCGCCACCGACUUCAUUCUGGCCCUCCUGCCCGUCCCCCUUAUCUGGCAGUUACAGAUCAACCUCCGUACGCGCGUCUCCCUCAUCUUUGUGCUAUCCCUCGGACUCCUCGCCGCAGUCGCCGGCAUCAUCAAAUCCGUAAAACAGCUGAACUUCCUCUCCAGCCCUGAUCGCUACGUCCACGACACAUUUAUGAUAUGGAUGUUAGCAGAAUUCAACCUCGGAAUUAUUGCGUCCUCCUUACCAACCUUGAGACCUCUCUUCGGCAGAUUCCUAGACGCCGCGCGAGGCAUCAAAAGUGCGCCAACCGAUGGUUCAGGCUUCCACGAACCGAACGCGCAAGGCUAUCAUAAACAAGACGACGAGUCCCACAGGAGCAUACCGCUGAAGAAUUAUAAAGGAAGAACUGAGGUUAGGAUAUCUUCAAACCUUCCUCCUGACAAGGCACAUAGGGAUGUGUGGGGCAAUGAGCAGGCGAAAAAUAGCGACGACAGCAUUCUCCCAUUGCACGAUAUUGAAGAUAGGUCCAAUGGCAUCGUCGUGACCAGACAGGUGCGGGUUGAUUGA
This is a messenger RNA of Dothidotthia symphoricarpi CBS 119687, 1209 nucleotides long. RefSeq lists its product as uncharacterized. NCBI's taxonomy places the organism in Eukaryota, Fungi, Ascomycota, Dothideomycetes, Pleosporales, Dothidotthiaceae. Bases 1 to 1209 code for a protein of 402 amino acids. The transcript is spliced from 5 exons. The record is from RefSeq and is a predicted model, not a curated record.